Messenger RNA from Corythoichthys intestinalis (scribbled pipefish), 4598 nucleotides. It is a transcript of the gene trap1, whose product is annotated as TNF receptor-associated protein 1. Gene Ontology annotation, biological process: protein folding. Gene Ontology annotation, molecular function: protein kinase binding; ATP binding; ATP hydrolysis activity. The transcript is spliced from 17 exons. The record is from RefSeq and is a predicted model, not a curated record. The coding region runs from base 16 to 2322 and encodes 768 amino acids. NCBI's taxonomy places the organism in Eukaryota, Metazoa, Chordata, Actinopteri, Syngnathiformes, Syngnathidae. Gene Ontology annotation, cellular component: mitochondrial inner membrane.
UUGUGAUCAGGCGAUAUGGUGGGCACCUUUCGCCGUGAGGACCUUAGAGGGUCCUUCCGCCGCGAAUGUCGUUCGGCGCAUUGUGCGACAUUAACACACACACUUGUGUUCUCUGCUGAGUUGACAGCUGCUGUCCACAAUCUUGUUCUUAGUGUCACUAUGUCUUACUGUCUCAGUUUGACCCGGUUCGGUAUCACGUCCUUGUCCGCCAGAGUCACUCGGAGUGUAGUACCGCCGUCCGUACGAGGGCUGAGCGGUUGUGUCUCACGCUCCUUCACACGGGAUCAGCAGGUUGAAAAACAGCAAAAGUGGAGCAGUCGGCCCAAACUGUGGGGUCCUCAGCAGACGUUCCUUGGGCUCCAGCGACAGUCUUUCUACAGCACGCAGGAGGCGGAGAAGGAGACCGAGGAAGAGCCUUUGCAUACUAUCAUCAGCGAUUCUGAGAGCGUGCAAGGAAGCUUCUCCAAACAUGAAUUUCAGGCAGAGACCAAGAAACUUCUGGACAUUGUUGCCAGGUCCCUUUACUCAGAGAAGGAGGUUUUCAUCAGGGAGCUCAUCUCCAACGGCAGCGAUGCACUGGAGAAACUGCGACACAAACUGAUAACCGCAGGCGGCCAGACGGCUCCCAUGGAGAUCCACCUGCAGACGGACGCUGCCAAGGGCACCUUCACCAUACAGGAUACAGGAGUAGGGAUGAACCAAGAGGAGCUUGUUGCAAACUUGGGAACCAUCGCACGCUCGGGUUCAAAGGCUUUUUUGGACGCGCUGCAAAACCAGGCGGAGGCCAGCAGCACCAUCAUCGGACAGUUCGGCGUGGGCUUCUACUCGGCCUUCAUGGUCGCCGAUCGCGUAGACGUCUACUCGCAGUCGGCCGAACCCGGCUCGCCCGGAUACAAGUGGUCUUCUGACGGCUCGGGGGUCUUUGAGAUUGCCGAAGCCAGCGGCGUCCAGGCGGGUACAAAGAUGGUGCUGCACCUCAAAGACGACUGCAAGGAGUUUGCCUCUGAGGACAGAGUGAAAGACGUGGUGACCAAGUACAGCAACUUUGUCAGCUUUCCCAUUUUCCUCAACGGUCGCAGGCUCAACACCCUGCAGGCGUUGUGGAUGAUGGAGCCCAAAGAAAUCAGCGACUGGCAGCACGAGGAGUUUUACCGCUACGUGGCGCAGGCGUACGACAAACCGCGCUACACCCUGCACUACCGAGCCGACGCCCCACUCAACAUCCGCAGCAUCUUCUACGUACCUGAAACGAAGCCUUCCAUGUUUGACGUGAGCCGGGAGAUGGGCUCCAGUGUGGCGCUCUACAGCAGGAAGGUUUUGAUCCAGACCAAAGCGACUGACAUUCUGCCCAAAUGGCUGCGCUUCCUUCGAGGUGUGGUGGACAGCGAAGACAUCCCGCUCAAUUUGAGUAGGGAGCUGCUGCAGGAGAGCGCCCUCAUUAGGAAGCUCCGUGACGUCCUCCAGCAGAGGGUGAUCCGCUUCCUGCUGGACCAGAGCAGGAAGGAGCCGGAGAAGUACAACAAAUUCUUCGAGGACUACGGCCUCUUCAUGCGCGAGGGCAUCGUCACCACCCAGGAGCAGGACGUCAAGGAAGACAUCUCUAAGCUGCUCCGCUACGAGUCGUCGGCGCUGCCGGCGGGCCAGCUCACCAAUCUGACGGAGUACUCCUCGCGCAUGAAGGCGGGGACGCGCAACAUCUACUACCUGUGCGCCCCUAACCGCCAUCUCGCCGAACACUCGCCUUACUUUGAGGCUAUGAAGCAGAAAGACAUGGAGGUGCUGUUCUGCUACGAGCAGUUCGAUGAGCUCACCUUGCUGCACCUGAGGGAGUUUGACAAGAAGAAGCUCAUAUCAGUGGAGACUGACAUCGUGGUGGACCACUACAAGGAGGAGAAGUUUGAGGACGGCAAACCCGCGUCCGAGCGCCUGACGCAGGAGCAGGCCGACGACCUGACGGCGUGGAUGAAGAACGCGCUGGGCCCUCGUGUCACUAACGUCAAGCUAACUCCUCGGUUGGACACGCACCCCGCCAUGAUCACCGUGCUGGAAAUGGGCGCCGCGCGGCACUUCCUGCGUACCCAGCAGCUUGCACGCAGCGCCGAGGAGAGAGCUCAAAUAUUGCAGCCCACAUUGGAGAUCAACUCCGGACACAACUUGAUCAAGAAGUUGCACGCACUGAAAGACUCCGACAACGAACUUGCCACACUAUUGCUUGAACAGAUUUACGAUAACGCCAUGAUCACGGCAGGUUUGAACGACGAUCCCCGGCCGAUGAUUUCCCGCCUCAACGACUUGCUGACAAAAGCUCUGGAAAAGCACUGAGCUUUUUAAAAGUACUUUUGACAGACUUUAGUGGCUCUGAAACGGGACUUGGAUGUUUUUGAGCCCCAUGAAAAAUGACAAUGGAAUAAGCCACCAAAUUCCUGAAAAGAUUGGAAUAUUUACUCCCAAAAAAUAACAUUACAGAAGCAACGUCCUCUAGUGUUCGUGUCUGAAGACGGAGAGUCAAAAUGCCCGCAUCGCAAGUGGAGGGAUGAGAACGUCCGCGCUGUCUGCAACGGCGUCCGGGGUAACACGUGGCGUCCCCUUUCCAAGUGACUCCUCCCGCUUUUCGACCAGUCUUGUUGAAAUCCGGCAGCUCCGUCGCCGGGGAACGUCAGGAUAGUUUGUCUAUGUUUGCCAGGAAGCGCUGGGCCCACCACUCGUCCAGAUCGAUGGGCACAAAGUCUGAGAAGACCAGAAUGGAAAAGGAAACAUCACAUUUGAAUAUGGUGGAAAUAAAAUGUAUUACAAAAUGACAAAACCAAGUUUAUUGUGUCAGAAGUACAGUGGUACCGCUACACAUGAAUUUAAUUCGUUCCAGGACCUGGUUUGUAAAGUGGGAUUUUCCAUAGAACACAUUAUAAUUCAAUUAAUUCGUCCCACAACCCAAAAACUAGAGAUGUCCCGAUCACGUCAUUUUCAAAGUAUCGGAAUCGGCAAAUAAAUAUAGGCCAUGCCUUUAAUAUAUAUACAGUAUAUUUUUUAAUUAAAUCGUUUUCUAAUUGUACUUAACGUUACAGAUAUAUGUUACACUCAUCCAGUCUCUUUAGUUUAAGCUUAAGGUAGGGUUAUCAAGUAUAUCCCAAUAACAGCGGUAAUUAAUUAAAAAAAAAAAAAGUAUCACGUUAAAAUAUUUAAUGCAAUUAAUGCAUGCGCUGCACGACCCACUCACGCAUUGUCGCGCUCAAUCUGUAAUGGCGCCGUUUUACCUAUAUAGAGAGCUAAAAGGCAGCGUAAAAUGAGUGAAUUUUGGCAGCCUUUGGAGCCUUUCCCAACGCAGGGAAGAUAUAUCAAUUGGUAGCACUACGCACAGUCAUGGUUCCACUUCCCAUCAUGCAUUUGGGCAUGGCUACAGUAUCAUUUACUGAAAGCUCAACAAAUACACUGGAUGGCAAUAUUUAGUCACAAUAUACAAAGUCACAUUUAUCCUUUAAGAAUUACAAGUCUUUCUAUCCGUGGAUCCCUCUCACAGAAAGAAUGUUAAUAAUGUAAAUGCCAUCUUGAGGAUUUAUUGUCAUAAUAAACAAAUACAGUACUUAUGUACUGUAUGUUGAAUGUAUAUAUUUGAGUUUUAUUCAUUUUUUUCUUAAUGCAUUGCCAAAAUGUAUAUGAUCGGGAAAAAUUAUCGGGAAUGAUUGGAAUUGAUUCGGGAGCAAAAAUAAGCAAUCGGGUCGGGAAAUAUCGGGAUCGGCAGAUACUCCCAACUAAAACGAUCGGGAGCAAAAAAACAUGAUCGGAACAACCCUACCAAAAACCUAUGCUAAAUCCUUAAUAAAUACUGCAGGUACAGUUACAAAUAGCAAUUACACAUCGUAAAACAAAUUAUAAACAGAAAUCGGAAUAACAAUGUAACAAAUCAAGUUCUAGAAGCAGCUGUCGAGUAAGUAAUUGAUUUGUUAGUUCACAGCAUAUUCAUAUUUCAAAUUUCAAGGUUUUUGCUUUUUAUUUUCUGAUCUAAAUUAUUAUGAAUCAUUUUAUAUUAAUCAUUUUAUCUCGUGGCUCUUCAUGUGAUGUAAGGCACUUCGAAUUGCGUUGAAUUGUGCUGUACAAAUAAAUUUGCCUAGUUCGAAUAAUGGCGUAAUCAGAUUAAACAUUUAAUGCAUUGCAGAAUAAAUUUUAGAUGUAAAACGAAAGAAACAAGUGUUUAUGCCUGCUAUAUCAUUUAUUUUGACUUGCUAAUCAAAAUUGCACUUUUAAAAAAGCAUUAAAUGCGAAUACAAAAUUAAAUACAGGUACAGGAUACAGGAGAUUUCGACUUCACGACGCCAGAGUCUCAGCUGCCAUUUUGUCUCCAGUCCUUUUUUUUUUUUUUUUUUGGCCGCAUAAACGGAUUGUACCUCACAGUAUCUUCAUUGUUUUACUAAACAUUAUUAUUAUGAUGUGAUGUGUUCUGUCCUCACUAAACGUGAAGUCGUUUAGCUUGACAGACAGCAAACAAGGCAGUUAUUUUUGAAGCUUUUUCUUUCCACUUUUGACAAUUUGUAAAGCUGUAGCACACAUGUACAUGUAGCACACGCUUAUGUUCAAAACGACAUGCAUUUUAAACAAUAAAACAC